AUAUCCAAGCACAAUGGCCCGUUUAACAUGUUUGCCAAUUCUGCUGUGCAUCAUUGGAGCUUUGGCUCUGGUUGGACCUAUGCCCGCCAAUGGCGCCGUUGCCAACAGUCACAAGCACGAGAAGCAUCUGAGCAAGGAACGGGUAAAGGACGGCAGCUAUGUGCCCAGGGAUGCGCAUCAUCACAAUGAUCAGGGCGAACACAAUGUGGAGUUUGAUCAUGAGGCCAUCAUAGGCAAUACAAAAGAGGCGCAAGAAUUUGAUACCCUCUCGCCGGAAGAAUCGAAGCGACGUCUGGCCAUACUCAUCAAGAUGAUGGACUUGAAUAAUGAUGAAUAUAUUGAUCGUCAUGAAUUGAAAGCUUGGAUUUUAAGGUCCUUUAAGAAACUCUCAGAGGAGGAAGCGGCGGAUCGUUUUGAGGAAAUUGAUCAAGAUUUGGAUGAUAAAAUUACAUGGAAGGAGUACUUGCAGGACACCUAUUCCAUGGAGGAUGAGAACUUCAAGAAGGAGCUCAUUGACUUCGAUAGCUAUGAGGAGGAGCAGAAGAUGAUCAAACAGGAUAAGGAAAUGUUCCAUGCAGCCGACACGAACAAGGAUGGUGUGCUGAAUCAGGAGGAAUAUGUUCUUUUCCAAAAUCCUGAAGAGCAUCCACAAAUGUUGCCCAUUCUGCUGGAGCAUACGAUGCAGGACAAGGAUCUGAAUCAUGAUGGCAAAAUUGAAUUCCAAGAGUUUGUCGGCCAGGCAGCCACGCAUCACGACAAGGAGUGGUUAAUAGCGGAGAAGGAUCGAUUUGAUAAGGAUUACGAUACAAAUGGCGAUGGAGCUCUGACUGGCAAUGAGGUGCUCUCAUGGAUUGUGCCCAGCAAUACGGCCAUCGCGGAUGAUGAGGUAGAUCAUUUGUUUGUCUCCACGGAUGAAGAUCACGACGAUCGUUUGUCCUAUCUGGAAAUUCUGAAUAACUACGAUACAUUUGUUGGCAGCGAGGCCACCGAUUAUGGCGAUCAUUUACAGAAUAUACAUCAUCUUACCGAUGAACUGUAAAAGAACAAAAGAUUAUUUUACGAAUUUAAUUAGAGAAAUCUCUGUGCUUAGAAUUUUUGUAUUUUUUAUUCAUUUAGUUAGUUAAAUUUAAAUUGAUGUACUA
Messenger RNA from Drosophila arizonae, 1142 nucleotides. RefSeq names its product reticulocalbin-2. Gene Ontology annotation, cellular component: endoplasmic reticulum. Gene Ontology annotation, molecular function: calcium ion binding. Lineage: Eukaryota; Metazoa; Arthropoda; Insecta; Diptera; Drosophilidae. The record is from RefSeq and is a predicted model, not a curated record.